Molecule: messenger RNA, 1814 nt
Organism: Ectocarpus sp. CCAP 1310/34
Lineage: Eukaryota; Phaeophyceae; Ectocarpales; Ectocarpaceae
Source: the annotation of a GenBank genome assembly
UCUCGCAGCCCUUUGCUGGCCUAGAGAAAAGGAAGUGCACCAUGCAAGUCAUCUUUGGUCCGGGUGAGAAGACUAUGCGGAUUUCGGUGAUUUUCCGAGGCCAGGGGAAGCGGAUUUCGCCGGUGGAGAAAGCCGCGUACCACAAGGACGUGGACGUGUUUUUCCAGGAGAAUGCGUGGGCGGACCAAAAGUUCUGCAUGGAGUGGGCCAAGAGGUCGUACCGCGAAGGCCUGAUCCGCGGGCGGGGUGAGCUCCCCAAGGCGAGGUCCAUUCUGAUAAUGGACAACUUGCACGCGCAGACCACGGACGAGUUCAAGGGGUAUCUUGCGAAGCAGUGCAACACUAUCGCCUGGCUUGGCCCUGCGGAGUGCACGGACGAGGUGCAGCCAGUUGAUGCAGGAGCCGGACGAUUUCUCAAGGUGGAAGUUGGUAACGAGAUGGACAAGUGGCUCGAUCAGUCGGACAACAUCGAGAGGUGGGAAACCGCGUCGCUGACAGCAUCUGACCGGCGCGUACUGAUCACUCAAUGGACGGGAGCGGCCAUGGCAAAACUCAACAGCAAUCAGGGGUACCGACACCGCCUUUUCGAAAAGUGCGGGAUGGCGAUGACCGUGGACGGCUCAGGCGAUGAUCGAAUCACCUUGGAGGGUUUGGACCAGCCGUACACCUUCGCAAACGAUGAAGACUCCAGCGAGAACGAAGGAGGUUCGGAGGACGGCAGCGAUGGGCCCGAGGGGCGGGAGGAGGAGGGCGCCGGCAGGCGCGAGCCGGUCGUCGGGGAUGAGCGCAACGGUGCCAACAGCGGGGAGGGCAUGGAGGGCGCUGGAUACAGCGAUGAAGACGACGACAACAUGUCUCAUUCCCAGACCGACGAGCUAGCUCUUUUGGACGAGGACGACAGCAUGGACCCAGACGGCCCGGAGGACGAGACGCAGGGAAUGGAGAUCCCGGCGGGCUUUCGUCUUCAAGAAUCUACCCCCGCUGCUCUUGACAGAAUGCUUUUGCAACUGCUUGUUCGGCUGGGCAUGGGGUGGUUCGGUGGGUUGAUCAUUCAGCAAUCUCCGCAGCGCCAACUGUACGACUACUGUGUUCAGCUGGAAGUAGACCACAGUACGCGCAAAAUGAAGCUGCCCUUAGACAAGUACAGCGGAGAUCCGGACGCGGCGGUAGGCUCAUGGGUUUUGCUUGAGAGCGUCAGUAGGGUGGGAAGGAUACGCACCCCCAACGUCACUCUUGUGGACCAAGACGGUUGACAGUUGCCCCAUGGGGAGGUGUUUGCGGGUAUGAAACUCUGCGUCGAGUGCAGUUGAGUAGUGCACCAAGUGAGUAAUCGAUGAUGAAAAAAGAACAAGAACACCGUUUCUAGAGACAACCGGACGACGAAAUAAGAACCUGGCAAAUAAGAACUUGUGCUCGGCUUGGGGCAGCCAACAAGAAGCGAGCCUCGCUUCAAAUAAGAUGUUCUUAAGUGCGGGCCGGUUCUACGUUGGGAAGUUUCAACCUUUAUGAAGGUGCUCUCCACAUCACCCCCCCCUUUUUCGAGGCUUCUUCUUGUUUGCUAGGCAGGAGAAGUUUUCUUGGGGGAACCGGAACCCGAUCGGCUGGCGGCGAGUAGAACCACCUUUUUUCCAACAGUCUUCUGUGCGUGUGUGCGGGUGAACAACUCCCGCCACGCAUUGCCAGAAGUGCCGAGUUCGAUAGACAGCGCGUCGUUUCUUGGCCCACUCACCGUUUUUUUCUUUUUUCCGUACUCCGGAAGAAAAAUCGGUGAGCAGCGGGUUUUGAACCCGUGUCUUUUGCGACCAAAGGUAGAC